AGACGCACGCGACCGGAGGGGUUUGCAAGGCAGCUUCCGAGCAGCUGGAAGUGGACGAGGCCCUCCUCGCUGGCCCGGGAUGCCGGCGCCCGUGCUCUGCGCGAGUUGCGGGUCCCGGCGCGCCGCGCUCCGCCGCCCCAAGACGGGCCAGGCGCUGUGCCGGGAGUGCUUCGUGGCGGCCUUCGAGGCGGAGGUGCACGGUACCGUGACGUCGGCGCGGCUCUUCCAGCCGGGCGAGACGGUGGCCAUCGGGGCGUCGGGGGGCAAGGACUCCACGGUGCUGGCGCACGUGCUGCGGCUGCUCAACGAGCGCCACGGCUACGGGCUACGCCUGCUGCUGCUCUCCGUGGACGAGGGCAUCGCCGGCUACCGGGACGACUCGCUGGCCGCCGUGCGCCGCAACCAGGGCCGCCUAGGGCUGCCGCUGCACGUGGUCUCCUACCAGGAGCUCUACGGCUGGAGCAUGGACCGCAUCGUCCGCCACGUCGGCCUCAAGAACAACUGCACCUUCUGCGGGGUCUUCCGGCGGCAGGCGCUGGACCGAGGCGCCGCCUUGCUCGGGGCUGACAAGAUCGCCACAGGUGCGGGGACGGGGGUGAAGGGGGCGGCCGGGUUGGGGCGCUCCGGGUGCGGUGGGGCUCCCGACGUCCAUCAGCGCCGGCCGGUGUGCUCAGCCGCCUGGGGUGAUGGGGUCUGUCGCCCAACAGCACCCGGAGGGCCACGGCUUACCCAUCUCCGUCUAAAGAGCCUCUGAGCAACUGCAGAGGGCACGGCAACAAGGACGCUCUUGUGGGGCCACAACCUUAACUCAAGAAUACAUAACUAUUUAUUGGGAGCACUUUUACUUCCCUGUUUCAAGUUAGAGACUUUUAAAGUCAUAGAAUUGUAGAGUUGGAAGGGACUUCCGGGGUCAUCUGGUCCAGCCCCCUGAAAAUGCAGGAAUCCCCACUAAAAGCAUCCAUGACAGAUGGCUGUUCAACCUCUGCUUAAAAACCUCCAAGGAAGGAAAGUUCACCACCUUCCAGCAGAGUCCAUUCCAUUGUCAGGACAGCUCUUACCAUCAGACAGUUCUACCUGAUGUCAAAAUCUCCUUUCUUGUAACUUGAAUUCAUUGGUACGCGUUCUUCCGUCCAGGGCAUGAGAAAACAAGCUUGCCCCAUCCUCCUUGUGAGAAGCCCUUUAGAUAUUUGAGAAAAAGGGUCCCAGAACCAGUUGCAAAUAUUAUUAGUAUUAUAAUAAUAAUACAUUCUUGCCCCCCUUUCUAAUAUUUUAUUUUCUGUUCUUCCAUUUUACAAUAUUCAACAAUAAAUAUAAAUCCACACAAAUCCAAUGAUAUUUUCUGCAACUUCCCUAUCUCCCUUUCUUGCGGUUUCUUAUUUUUCUAUCAAAUUCUUACUACAUAUCUUAAUUUAUCCUUUUUGCCAUUUUAUCCUUUUUAAUUCCCUUAGAUUUCUUACUGCUCAUGCUUAUAUCAGUCCUAACGUUUUUAAUUGUUUGCAAUUUAUUUUCAUAUAUUCAAUAAAUUUCCCCCAUUCUAUUAUAAAUCUUGAUCUCUUAAUCUUCUGGUAAGUUUUGCCAUCUCUGCAUAUUCCAUCAGGCCAUUGGUUAUACUGGCAGACCCUGAUGGGUGUUGGAGUUUGGAGGGUCACAUGUUCCCCACAAUUGCCCUAUUUAGAGAUUGCUGCUGCUGCGACUGUUCCCUGGUGCAAUAAAUGUACACAUAAACACACGUUAAAUAUAUAAUAUAUCAAAUAUUAUCUAUAAGCAACACAGCUACCCACGUGCUUUUCAUUUCUCCCUUGAGUAAGGCCAAACUGCUUUGUCUUCCUUACUCUCUUUGCAUAGUGAGACCAUGCAACCCUCCCCACCCCCACUUCUAAGCCCAAUGUGAUUUUUGGGGUGAGGAAGGACUUUGCUUUGCAUGCUGCUCCGUAUGACCAAUAGCCCUACUAGAUCAGACCAAAGGCCCAUCUAGUCCGGCGUCCUGUUCUCGCACUGACCAACCAAGUGCUUGCUGGAAACCCACAGCCAGCACAAAGCAAAAGGGGUGCUUGGCCACAAUUCGUGGCCUUUGGUUAGGGGCCCAAUUGAUGGGCAUGCUGGGAAAGAAAUUGGGACAGUCAAGGCGGCUGAAGGAAACCUCCAGGGAGCAAAAAACGACCAAAGUUAGCCUCAAUGAGGCAGAAGGCUGAUGACCAGCUUCUUCCUGCUUGCUUUUCAGGAGCUGUAACUGCCCUUCCGAGUUAGGUCUUAUUCCAGACUCAGCAGGCAUUGCUGAAGGCACGGCCCCUUGUCUGCCUUAUGUAGUUGACUCUGGAUCUAUAGGCAAACUUCAGGGUGGCAGGAUCUACUUAGUGCAUUUUAAUUUACUCAAAUCCUGAGGUCCACCAGCCAGUGCCUGAUGCAGAAAAGAGUAGCUCGGGGCACAGACAUAUGCAGGUGGUGUUAGAGGGUGGCCUCUUGUGCUGGGCCCUAGAUCGCUGACCCUUCCCUCCCUGAUUCUUUUUCAUUGAAAUUUUGCUUGCAGGGAGGCUGGGCUCAUUGCAAAGCACAGUACAACCCACCAGCUUAAUUUGCCCAAAGGCCACCUUUACAGGGAGAUGGGGCGGCAUUUGCCUGGUUUCCUGGCGCCCUUGUUGCUGCAGGUUACUGGAAGCAGAAACAGUGAGGUGAUGGAGCGUUCAAAACUGUGGAGAUGCACCAGGUUGGCUCUGCGGGUGCAUCAGCACAAUGCUUACCUGCCAAGCGCUUCAUGCUUCUCCCUCUCUGUAAACUAUAGUGAUGCUUGUGCCAGGAGGCCAGAUAAGCGCAUACACACAAUGGAUCUGUACAUGUAAAGUAGCAUAUCCAAACACUAUGCCCAUUUCCACUGCAGGCCUGCACCCCAACUCCUUUUAAAUACCUAGCAACAACCCUGCAUCCACUUAGAAUUAAGGAUCUGGGGGCUCCUGGGUGCAUUUAAUUAAGAGGGGAAAAAUUCACUCGAUUAUGUUAACAAGAAAGGCAACCACAGAGAACCACCAACGCAGUAUGCCUCCAUCUGGAAUUCCUAAUUGGUGCUUAUAAAUAUUAAGGAUAGAUUGUAACUUAUAAUUAUUUGUAUAUUGUUGAAUGGUUAUUGUUGUUGGCUUAUUGAGAUGGUUUAAAAGAAAAGAAAAAUAAAGAAGGGGGGAAUUCACUCCUGGUUUUUCCCUAAGCUCUCUACAUCUGCCUACUUUUUUGAGCAGGGGAGGAAUAUAACAGAGCUAGUGCAAUAUAGUGCUUGCAGUGCUACAGUAGAACCUGGGAAACAAGGGUUCAAAUCCUCGCCAACCCAAGAUGCUUCUCAUCCUAUCCUACCUUGCCAGGUUGUUGUGGGAAAUAAAUGAGCGGGGAGAACCAUGUCCGGCACUUUGAACUCCUUGGAUAAAAAGGUGGGAUCUAAGUGCAAUAAAGAAGAAGAAAAGUUUUUAGCUAUUGCUAUAGUUAAAUAAUUGGAAAUCCAUAUCCCUUGUGAAUCUGCUGGUAAUUGUACUUAGAAAUCUACCUGCAGUUCUUGAUCUUCAUUCCGCCUAUAUCAAGGAUAGCCAGGAAGGUGCGUGUCCUGUUGACUCGUCCUAUUGCUGUCUGAUUCAUUCUUUAGGUCAUAACGCAGAUGACAUCGCUGAGACGGUGCUGAUGAACUUCCUGCGGGGGGACGUUGGGCGCCUCCGGCGCUGUGCGGACAUACUGACAGGAAGCGAGGGGCAGCUGCCGCGCUGCAAGCCGCUGAAGCACGCCUACGAGAAGGAGAUUGUGCUGUACGCUUACUUCCAAGGCUUGGACUACUUCAGCACCGAGUGUGUGUACUCCCCCAACGCCUACCGCGGGCACACCCGCGCCCUGCUCAAAGACCUCGAAGCCACGCGGCCCAGCACGGUGGCUGACCUGGUGCACUCGGGCGAGCGGCUGGCGGUGCGCGAGGAUGUCCGCAUGCCCACCCAGGGCACCUGCCAGCGGUGCGGCUACCUCUCCAGCCAGCCCCUCUGCAAAGCUUGCUUGCUGCUGGAAGGGCUCAAUCGUGGCCUCCCUCGGCUGGGCAUCGGCAAGCCCAGCCGGCUGCAGAAAGCUUUGCUGGGCAGUGAGAAGCCAGAGACCAGCUUACAGGAAGAAGAAGGCCCUCGGCAGGCAAAGCGAGGCCCGAGGGCCAUAGACUUCUGAGCCUGUCCCUACCCAUGGUUCCCAUCAUCCCUGACAGUUAGCCAUUCUGGCUGCAGCAGUUGUCUCAACAACCACUGGAGGGUUUUAUUUAAAAUCAAAUUAUAUUCAAUAUCAGGGGAAUUCAACUCCCAAGAGACUGCGAUCUGCUCACAGAAUAAAAAACUGGCAGUGAUCUACCCCAUUUUUUGUGGUUGUUGAGCUUUUUUUAGGGAGGAAAAUGUCAAAAUUAAGUAAAGGGGAAAAGUCGCUCACCAAAAGAUCGCUGAGAAAACAAUCUGUCAAGAAGCGAAAACUCCGUCUUCCAUUCCAACAAUCAUGCAAAAAUGGAGGACGGGGUGAAGAGGAAGGGUCAGAUGCUCUGAUGCCAAUGAAAAGGAGCCCAUGACCGACAGCAAUCUACUGGUCUAAGAGCAGGGGUGACAUUAUUAUUAUUAUUAUUAUUAUUAUUAUUAUUAUUAUAUUUUUGGCUGAAAGCCAGGGUAUAAACAAAUAAACAAAAUUUACAAAAAAAAA
Molecule: messenger RNA, 4692 nt
Organism: Podarcis lilfordi (Lilford's wall lizard)
Lineage: Eukaryota; Metazoa; Chordata; Lepidosauria; Squamata; Lacertidae
Source: the annotation of a GenBank genome assembly